AUGUUAACACCACCUAAUAUUAAUAAAUUUUUUGAUCUUGAUGAGGAAAUCCAAGAAAGUGACAUGAAUUUAAAUGAUAAUAAUAUAGAUUAUGAAGUAGUAGAUGAUAAUAAUUUGAUAUCAGAAAAAACAUUAAAUACAGAAAAAGUAAAGAUCUUUUUACUUUCAGAAAGUGACUACAUAACAUGGAUCAAAAGCCUGGAAAAACAGACAGAGUGGUGGUUUUGUCAUCAUUAUGGAAUAUAUAAAAGUAUUGCAGAAGAGAAUUCAAAUAAAAAUCCUGAAUUGCGCAAAAAGAAUCCAAAAAAUGUGAAUCCCUCACAUUGUGUUGAAUAUAAAGAUAAGAAAGCAAAAUAA
This is a messenger RNA of Cetraspora pellucida, 357 nucleotides long. NCBI's taxonomy places the organism in Eukaryota, Fungi, Glomeromycota, Glomeromycetes, Diversisporales, Gigasporaceae. The record is from the annotation of a GenBank genome assembly.